AUGUCUCAUGAUGCGCCUUCAUCUAUAAACCCAUUUCUCUUUAAAAACAUUCGAUUUGGUAUCCUGCAACAACCACCUUUACAAUUUGAUCAACCCGUUGGAAAACAAUUUUUUGAUAAGUUUGCGCUUCAAGUCUUAUCGGUUGAGG
Funneliformis geosporum is the source of this 148-nucleotide messenger RNA. The record is from the annotation of a GenBank genome assembly. Lineage: Eukaryota; Fungi; Glomeromycota; Glomeromycetes; Glomerales; Glomeraceae.